Messenger RNA from Stegostoma tigrinum, 2502 nucleotides. RefSeq lists its product as uncharacterized. Bases 1 to 2502 code for a protein of 833 amino acids. The record is from RefSeq and is a predicted model, not a curated record. Lineage: Eukaryota; Metazoa; Chordata; Chondrichthyes; Orectolobiformes; Stegostomatidae. The transcript is spliced from 7 exons.
AUGAGCGCGGUUUUGAGAGUUGGCCGCAGGCUCGGAGGUGUAGACAAACAGGAACUUGUGAGCCCGCAGAAGUUGACCACGCUCACAACAACAUGGUCGAGCUUAGCAGCUGGUAGCCGUAGGAUCCCUGGGCCCUUGGCCGUCAAGAGGUGUUUCUCCCAUGCCAUCUAUAUUUUAGAACGUGAUGGCUGCUCCCUCGACCGUGCCGGCCCCCUGGGCCAAACAGCCGACGUCCUGAGCCCAAGAUUUCAGCUUCUGCCGGCCGCCGAAACACCAUCCUUGAAGCUGUUACUGACAAAUGACAACCCCUUGAUUGCGAGCCAAAUGAAUUUCCGCUACCCAGCAUUCUCAGCUUUCAACACAGUUGACCAUCUUUCUGGCCUGUUUCAGUUGGAUGGUGCCGUGACUGCGACCUGGGCCUCGUCAUUGUCGCCAACAAACCACCCUCAGCAGGCCGGUUGCCCACUCACGGGAGAGGAGAAAUACCUUCCCAACGGCGCCCCAGUAGUUGGCGAGGCCGCCUCACGGAUCCCAGGGACUCGCGUUCGAUUCCAGUCUCAGGGCUACUCUCUGCGUGGGCCUGAGAACUUCGCUGGGGCUCACACAACGCUGGUGAGGCCGGGUCCGGAGCCCCGCGAGGCCGGCACUCGCCAGGAACGUUGCAGCAUGUGGCGUCUUCCUACUCCCCUCCCAAUCCCUCGGCAGACGCUCGGACGGAAGCGAACGUUCCGGGAAAGCUCCCAGGGCGUCCCCCCUGUCUCUGGACGUGAAUCGGCUCAGCCUCCGCUUCACCGCCAGCUCCCCCUUCACCACCAACACACCCCUUCACCGCCAGCUCCCCCUUCACCGACAACUCACCCCUUCACCGACAGCUCCCCCUUCACCGACAACUCACCCCUUCACCGCCAGCUCCCCCUUCACCGACAACUCCCCCCUUCACCGCCAACUCCCCCUUCACCGCCAACUCCCCCCUUCACCAACAACUCCCCCCUUCACCGCCAACUCCCCCUUCACCGACAACUCCCCCCUUCACCGCCAACUCCCCCUUCACCGACAACUCCCCCCUUCACCGCCAACUCCCCCUUCACCGCCAACUCCCCCCUUCACCGACAACUCCCCCCUUCACCGCCAACUCCCCCUUCACCGACAACUCCCCCCUUCACCGCCAGCUCCCCCUUCACCACCAACUCACCCCUUCACCGCCAACUCCCCCCUUCACCGACAACUCCCCCCUUCACCGCCAAAUCCCCCCUUCACCAACAACUCCCCCCUUCACCGCCAACUCCCCCUUCACCGACAACUCCCCCCUUCACCGCCAACUCCCCCUUCACCGUCAACUCCCCCCUUCACCGCCAACUCCCCCUUCACCGCCAACUCCCCCCUUCACCGACAACUCCCCCCUUCAUCGCCAACUCCCCCUUCACCGCCAACUCACCCCUACACCGCCAGCUCCCCCUUCAGCACCAAAUCACCCCUUCACCGCCAACUCCCCCCUUCACCGACAACACCCCCCUUCACCGCCAACUCCCCCUUCACCACCAACUCACCCCUUCACCGUCAACUCCCCUCUUCACCGCCAACUCCCCCCUUCACCGCCAGCUCCCCUUUCACCACCAACUCCCCCCUUCACCGCCAUCUCCCCUUUCACCGCCAACUCCCCUUUCACCACCAACUCCCCCCUUCACCGCCAUCUCCCCUUUCACCGCCAACUCCCCUUUCACCGCCAACUCCCCUUUCACCGCCAUCUCCCCUUUCACCGCCAACUCCCCUUUCACCACCAACUCCCCCCUUCACCGCCAGCUCCCCCUUCACCGCCAGCUCCCCCUUCACCGCCAGCUCCCCCCUUCACCACCAACUCCCCCCUUCACCGACAACUCCCCCCUUCACCGACAACUCCCCCCUUCAUCGCCUACUCCUCCUUCACCACCAACUCACCCCUUCACCGCCAACUCCCCUCUUCACCGCCAACUCCCCCCUUCAAGGCCAGCUCCCCCUUCACCGCCAGCUCCCCCUUCACCGCCAACUCCCCUUUCACCACCAACUCCCCCCUUCACCGCCAGCUCCCCCUUCACCGCCAGCUCCCCCUUCACCACCAACUCCCCCCUUCACCACCAACUCACCCCUUCACCGCCAGCUCCCCCUUCACCGCCAACUCCCCUCUUCACCGCCAACUCCCCCCUUCACCGCCAGCUCCCCCUUCACCGCCAGCUCCCCCUUCACCGCCAUCUCCCCUUUCACCGCCAACUCCCCCCUUCACCGCCAACUCCCCCUUCACCGCCAACUCCCUCCUUCACCGCCAUCUCCCCUUUCACCGCCAACUCCCCUUUCACCGCCAACUCCCCCCUUCACCGCCAACUCCCCCUUCACCGCCAACUCCCCCCUUCACCACCAACUCCCCACUUCACCACCAGCUCCCCCUUCACCGCCAGCUCCCCCUUCACCGCCAACUCCCUCCUUCACCGCCAACUCCUUCACCGCCAACUCCCCCCUUCACUGCUUUGA